Messenger RNA from Heterobasidion irregulare TC 32-1, 1816 nucleotides. Its product is annotated as glycoside hydrolase family 20 protein. Gene Ontology annotation, cellular component: membrane. The coding region runs from base 5 to 1666 and encodes 553 amino acids. NCBI's taxonomy places the organism in Eukaryota, Fungi, Basidiomycota, Agaricomycetes, Russulales, Bondarzewiaceae. Gene Ontology annotation, molecular function: beta-N-acetylhexosaminidase activity. The transcript has 14 exons. The record is from RefSeq and is a predicted model, not a curated record. Gene Ontology annotation, biological process: carbohydrate metabolic process; glycosaminoglycan metabolic process.
CACGAUGCCGUUUCGUCUCGUGUUUCUGAUCCUCACCAAUCUCUUGCUUGUUGGAUAUGUUAAAGCGCUCUGGCCCCUCCCACAACAUAUGCAGACUGGGGCAACGGCUCUACGAUUGGCUAGCGGGUUUGAAAUCGACAUCUCCUUGUCAACCAUCCCGGACGACCUCGAUGAUGCUAUUGCUCGCACACGAUCGUUUCUGUGGAAUGACAAGCUAGAACGCUUGGUGGUCGGAAGGGGAGCAUUCGACAACGAGUCCAUCUUCCAAGCGAAGACUCUUCGAUCUUUAACCUUGACAUUGAUAGGUAACGAGCCUAUCAGGAGCAUAUUUGACGAGUCAAUCCUGCCUUUGGAUGAGCGCAAUGAGUCUUAUACUCUGCAAAUUCCUGACGAUGGAACGGGGGCAUCUUUGAUAGCCAACUCGAGUCUCGGAUUGUUCAGAGGGUUGACCACAUUCACGCAGCUUUGGUAUUACUAUGGUGGACACGUAUACGUGUUGGAAGCGCCGAUCCACAUUGACGACUCGCCCCUUUUCCCGUACCGCGGGUUGAUGCUUGAUACUUGUAGGAACUUCUUUCCUGUGGACGACAUUAAGCGUACCCUAGAUGCUAUGAGCUGGGUAAAAAUGAGCAUCUUCCACUGGCAUGUGGUCGACAGCCAAAGCUUUCCGCUUCAAGUCCCAGGAUUUGAGGAGGUAUCAGAGAAAGGCGCCUAUUCUUCGAAUUAUGUCUAUUCACCCAAUGAUGUACAAGAGGUCGUGUCAUAUGCUGGAACGCGUGGUAUUGACGUCGUAGUUGAAAUCGACACCCCUGGCCACACUGCCAUCAUUUCACAGUCCCACCCCGAACACGUUGCCUGUCCUGAGUCCACACCGUGGUCAGAAUAUGCCAGCGAGCCGCCGGCGGGACAACUUCGCCUCACGCCAUUGACAACGAACUUCACAGCUUCUAUGUUGUCUGCCAUUGCCAAACUGUUUCCAUCCUCUAUGUUUAGCGCCGGUGGGGAUGAAGUGAAUGCGAACUGUUACGCGCAGGACCCAGUGAUGCAACAAUAUUUGAAUUCCACCGGACAGAAUCUCGAUGACGCGUUGAACGCUUUCGUUCAAAAAACUCAGGCUGUUCUCAUCAAGGAGGGAAAGACUCCUCUGAUCUCAGAAGAAAUGAUUCUCAUGAACAACCUAUCCGUAUCCAAUGAAACGAUUGUAUUAGUGUGGAUGUCGUCCGAUCAUGUUCCGGCUGUCACCCAGAAAGGAUUCAGGGUGAUAUAUGCGGCCUCAGACUACGUAUUUCUCGACUGUGGUGCAGGCGCUUGGGUUGGAGAUGAUGUUAAUGGGAAUAGUUGGUGUGACCCGUUCAAGUCCUGGCAGAAGACGUACUCCGUUGAUCCCCUCGCCAACCUCACAAAGGAGGAAAGCCAACUGAUCGUUGGAGGGCAGCAUCUACUAUGGACCGAGCAGUCAUCGCCAUCGAAUCUUGACCCCAUAACCUGGCCCCGUGCCGCGUCUGCAGCAGAGGUGUUUUGGACAGGGCCUGGCGGGAAUGUCAGCACUGCAUUGCCAAGACUGCACGACGUUGCGUAUAGAUUUGUGCAACGAGGAGUGAGAGCGAUCCCCCUACAACCCCAGUGGUGCGCAUUGAGGCCAGGAGCUUGUGAUCUCGAUGCAUGAACAUUGUGCCUAGACCUAUCAGGAAUGGCAUUUUAUUCGUAUCUUUCCCGGCGCGGCCAUUCAUUUAAGCACAUGGCGCUCGAUAAUACUUGUACUUUCUAAUGUACUUUUGGACAUCCAAUAGGCUCAAAGCUCCAGGUUUGGCUACUC